Messenger RNA from Paramacrobiotus metropolitanus, 1151 nucleotides. Its product is annotated as prefoldin subunit 2-like. Gene Ontology annotation, biological process: protein folding. Bases 374 to 781 code for a protein of 135 amino acids. Gene Ontology annotation, molecular function: protein folding chaperone. Lineage: Eukaryota; Metazoa; Tardigrada; Eutardigrada; Parachela; Macrobiotidae. The record is from RefSeq and is a predicted model, not a curated record. Gene Ontology annotation, cellular component: cytoplasm; prefoldin complex. The transcript is spliced from 3 exons.
UAAAAUAAUUCUGUUUACAGUUUAUAAUCAGUUUACAGUUUUAUUCGUUUUUAAAUUCUACAUUUUGCAGACUCUGCACAGUUCAUAUUUUAUUCAAAACGGUUUGUUAAAUCGGUCAUUUUUCGGUCUAAAAAGAUAAUCGGAAUUUAGUGAUUUGAGCGGCCCUUUCUGAGAUUCUGCUCCGCUUCGAACUUCGUAUGAUGUGAUUUAUUGCUAGCACCUUGCUAGUACAAGUACUCGUAGUCGUAGAUCUUUGCCGUUUCUCGGUUUCUGAACUUCCCGUUUUCCGAUAACUGUGAUCUCAUUACCGUUGUUACGGUUGCUAAAUUUGAGAGUUUGGAAAGGUUUUUCAUAGUUUUGUUAAAGCGUAAGGAUGGCAGACGGUGAUACCAAGGAUAAUUCGGGAGGAAAGAUGCAGACGGAGCAGAUUGUAAACGGAUUCAAUCGUUUACGGCAAGAUCAAAAUGCCCUGUCCGAAAAAAUCACGGAACUCGAAGCUGAUGUUAACGAACACACACUGGUGGAGCAGAUGCUAGAGAAACUCGAACCAGAAAGGAAAUGCUUCCGACGAGUUGGUGGAGUGCUUGUUGAGCGCACCGUAGCCGAAGUUCUUCCGGCAAUUUCCUCAACACGUUCUCAGAUUGUUACCACAUUAAAAGCCAUGCGCGAGCAGUUAGAGAUAAAAAGUAAAGAGAUACAAGAAUAUAAGAAGGUUCAUAAAAUCGUUGUUCGAGGAGUGGACGCACCGGACAUGCCACUGGACGAGUUAGUGGCUUCGUAAACGAAAGAGGUUUAUGAAGAACAAAGUUUAAUGGUUCUCAGAAGCCUCGUAAGAUGUUAGUUACUUGUUUUAUGGGUGUCUAAUUUUAUAUAAAUUUGCUGUCCGAUCUUGCUGGCAUGCCUAACUAAUUCCUGUUUCGCUGUUCUGUCUGUACGAAAAAAGUACGGAAUUUUGUUCGCAUGGUUUUUCAACGGACCAAGAAAAUUGAUGAUAUGGUCGGCUUUUAUUUUUGCACUACUGUUUUGAAAUAUGAACCGCUUUUCGAAAAUUCGGUGAAAGAGCGGAAGUGCAACACACUGGUCACUGGUGACCCCAGUAACCGGUAUCUGGGUAUGUGCCGAAAAAGGAAGUCUUAAAUAAUGGUAACAAG